UAUGCAUAAUAAUAUUAUGCUUCUUAUGCUGAUUUUUAUGAAUGUGUUGAUUGGUUGUCAAUCAAUGAACAGUUCAUCAGUUCCAGCUCACAUUUUGCCGGGUGUAGUCUUAGUUUCAAGAUCGGGAUCCUUCAUUCGAAUCGGUCCAGAUGGUCAAGUCAACGGCACGUUACACUGCAACGAUGAUUAUGCUCGUUUAGAAAUUCAAGCCGUCGCUCCCGGAUUAGUUUACAUCAAAGGAAUUCAGAGCGGACUAAUGUUGGCGAUGGCUGGCAAACGAAACGUCUUGGCUAGAAAAAAUAUCUUGCCAGCAAUACUUCAUCCAGACAACAGAGACAUCCUGUGGCGUGAAGAAGCUCUGCUUGGAACAUGCUUCAAGACAUACAAAUCGUUUCUUGAAAAGAAUGAUUUAAAAAGGCUCAGCAGGUACCUUGCCUUGAAUGCAAGUGGAAGACCAGCGGUCUCAACAUCAAAAUAUGUAUCUAGGUCUCACUUUCUAAAAAUGAACUAGGCCGAUUUAAUUUAUUCAAAUAGUAAACAUACUGUAUACGAUUAUCAUGGCCCCUUUCAGUAUUGUGUGCCUUUCCGUAAAAUCGCUACAGUGCCCCAAACGUUUUCACUGCAAUUGACCUUUUUUAAGUGUCAAUAAAACUAGGCCUAUUGGCCAAUCAGAACAAGCGUGCCCGGCGCCCACACA
Messenger RNA from Anneissia japonica, 697 nucleotides. RefSeq names its product fibroblast growth factor 20-like. Gene Ontology annotation, biological process: cell differentiation; positive regulation of gene expression; regulation of cell migration. The transcript has 3 exons. NCBI's taxonomy places the organism in Eukaryota, Metazoa, Echinodermata, Crinoidea, Comatulida, Comatulidae. Gene Ontology annotation, cellular component: cytoplasm. Bases 2 to 511 code for a protein of 169 amino acids. Gene Ontology annotation, molecular function: fibroblast growth factor receptor binding; growth factor activity. The record is from RefSeq and is a predicted model, not a curated record.